Messenger RNA from [Torrubiella] hemipterigena, 984 nucleotides. The record is from the annotation of a GenBank genome assembly. NCBI's taxonomy places the organism in Eukaryota, Fungi, Ascomycota, Sordariomycetes, Hypocreales, Clavicipitaceae.
AUGUCUGCGUACGACAAUGCCUUUGGCCCUGGCUUCGCCAAUCAAUUCGAUUUCACAAUCGUCUUUGAGAACAGCUUCAUGGCAAUUGUGCCUGCUGUUGUUCUCCUGGUCGGCAGCCCCGUAUACAUUGCGCAUUACUGGAAGAAAGACGCUGUAGCAGACCGCGGACUAUUGUACUGGGUCAAACAGAUAUUGGGACUGGCUUUGUUUGGCAUUGAACUCGCGCGAUCUGCUAUUUUGUGCCGACUCGACUACAUUCAGGAGCAGUCUCUGCUCUCCUCCACCACCACUGCAAGCUCCGUCUUGGCCACUCUUUCCACCGUUGCAAUCAUGCUUACGCUUCACUGGGAAUAUUUCUAUGCGUUUCGAUCCGCAUCCUUCGUCAGCUUGUCUCUUGCACUUUCUGUCCUGGGCGAAUCUGCGCGCGCUCGAACCUUCUACCGCCGACCUGGUACUGGCCUUGCUCAAGUUGGCGAUCUCACCAUCGCCUUGAUCGUGGCCAAACUGGUUUUGAUCGUUGUGGAAGAAAUCCCCAAAAAGUGGAAGGAGGGCGUAAGCCAGGCUGACAAGUACACGCUAGAAUCUCGAAGCGGUGUUCUGGACAGAAUUUGGAUGUACUGGAUCAAUUCAAUUCUAGUCCGUGGCUUUCGAACAACCAUCACGAUGCAAGACAUCCUGAACAUCGGUCCCGAAUUCAGAUCCAAAGAUCUUACUGCUAGGUUUGACCGUGUCUGGGCUAAAACGGACAAAACCGCCAAGCGGGCUCUUCUCUAUGCCUGCGCAAAGGUUGUUUGGAGACCCUUUGUUGCCGCCCUUGUCCCCCGCAUCAUGUACACAGGUAGUUUCUUUUCAUACCCAUUCAUUCUCCAAGCUGCACUUUCAUACUUGGGCGAUCCGAAUCCCCCAGGAUACAGUGGCGGAGGAAUCAUUGGUGCCACUGCAUUUGGAUACUGUGGUUUUGCUGUACGUAGAUGUGUAAAAUAA